This is a messenger RNA of Diaporthe citri, 2574 nucleotides long. RefSeq lists its product as uncharacterized. The coding region runs from base 1 to 2574 and encodes 857 amino acids. The transcript is spliced from 6 exons. The record is from RefSeq and is a predicted model, not a curated record. Lineage: Eukaryota; Fungi; Ascomycota; Sordariomycetes; Diaporthales; Diaporthaceae.
AUGGCCGAACCCUCUCAACUUGCGCUUCUAUGCGCCCUCACAUCCUUCUUCUACCUUUAUGACAACAUCGGCCGGCAUCCCCUGCUUGAGCGACCUCGAAUCUCCGAGUGUCUGUUGCCUGUCCUGCUUGCAAUCUACGAUUCGUUCAACACCAGGAAACGAAGGCCAGAGAAGGAUCACGGCGACGAUGACUACGACGACAUGGGGAACGAUGCCUUUGAGGACAUAGCAUUCUGGUUCAUGAACUCAAAAAUCGUCCAACUCACAGGAGCUUCACUCCUCAGCUACGGCGCCUUCUCGAUACUUCAACCGAGCAUGCAGUUGAGUGCCUUCUGCCCAGAGUCGGAGAACAAAACGACCAUUCUCGCCCUACAGUACCUGGGGGUCUUCCUUGACGCCGCAAUUCUCAUCCUCGGCUGGCGGAUACUCACUUCGAGCCGUACAACGACGAAAAGACUCAGAAGUCUCAGUGCAAUACUGGUAUCGUCUUCAGUCCUCAUUUCCCUGGUCGUUCUUGUGCCCAGUCUCAUAAGUUAUCGGCUCAGAGGAUACUUCCACUUCGCCGAGAUGUACGGUGUGGAUUCUCUCUACUUCUUUGACGUCUUCAAUGAUGCUAUGGUCUUCUCAUUUCUGUUCAUUUCUUUUUCUCUGUUCACAUGCCAGGCUUCCCCAUUGGCAUCGACUGGUAUUGUUGCUUUCCUCUGUGGAGCGCAGGCGACUUAUGGGAGGUUGAGCUUGCUCGGUACUUACGAGCAGCUCUCUCGAUCGGGUAUUGUCCUGCCGCUCUACGCCUUAUGCUUCGGCUUUGCCAUCUUCAUAUUUCGAAACCAAGUCCGCCUCGUCCUUCACAGCGGGAUCCUAGCCUUUCUCCUACUCGCCGCAAUCAUCGGCAUUUCCUUCUAUUGCCUCCUAGCGAACAACAUUCUGGCUCGACACCCCUUGGAUACGCUCAUCUACCAAUCGAGGACCAGCGCAGAUCGCUGGGUGGUACAAGCUUCAACGAGCCAGAGUGUGAGGGUUGCGGUUGACGAAUACCGUGAGCGUCACUCGGGUCGCAGUCCGCCUCUCGGCUUCGACGUCUGGUUUGAAUACGCCAAAGCGAGAGGUUCCGUGGUCCUUGAUCACUUCCAGCAGAUUGAGGAUGACAUUCUGCCGUUCUGGGGCCUCAGUCCCAGCAAGAUUCGGGGGGAUAUCACCCAGCUUGGGACAAACAGAGACAUUGGCCUUGUCAGCCUACGGAAGGGUGUCGCCACCCACCAGCCAGCGGUCGACUCGUCCAACGAUGCCGUGAUGGAUGACUUGGUUGGCCUCAUCCAACCGUUUGCGCAGCACUUACAAGACAUGGAUCUGCCCAUUAACUUGCUGGACCGUCCAAGGGUGCUCGCGACCUGGUCGGACAGGAACAGGUUUCGAAAAGGCGGGACAGUUAAAAACUUGCUCGCCCCUGGAUUGGCCAAGAGGGACGGCGACCAGGCAUCUCCUGCCGACGACGGGGCGAAGCAAGAAAGCGGCAAGGAUGCACAGGAUCUUCAGAACAGAUUGAAAGACAGGCAAUUCUCGACAGCCUGGGAACACCAGCGGAACUUGGGCCAAGCUUGUCCUCCUGACUGGAGUUUGGCGCAAGAUCUCUGCCACCAGCCAGACAUGUUCAACUUGCAUGGCUUUUACAUGAGCGAACUGCCGCUGAAGCCCUUCAGCGAGCUCGUGCCCAUGUUCAGCCGAUCGAAGACGGACCGAUUCAGCGACAUACUCAUUCCUUUGAGCAGAGGCGACGACACAUACAGCACUGAUAGCAAGGAGAAGUCACUUGUGAACAAGGAAGCACGGCUCUUCUGGCGUGGCGAUGUCGGUACCGACUUCGGUAUGGUGCCGCCUCGGCUGCUUAGCGGUGGCCAUCAGGAGCGCCUGAGCCACUUGGCCAACAACGCCACUGCAACGGAGUAUGUCACGAUGUGUCUUGCCAUCCCGGGAGACAAGGAGAAGUUCCGGUACGAGAGGGUACCGCUGACCGAGCUAAUCUCUGCGCUAAAGCUUGACGCCGGCAUCAGUGACUACUCCACAUGCCUGAGCCCCGAGUGUGCCGCAGCGAAGAGGGAAUUCGGCUUCAAGGCGAAGGACGAGGACGACAAGGAGAGGAUGAACAGCCGGUACAUCCUGGUCAUGGAUAGCGACGAAGGCCCACCGCGGGACUUCUUGAAGAUCCUGAGGUCCGAGAGCGUCCCCUUUGUGGCCUCGGUAUUCAAGGAAUGGUACAGCGAACGCCUCAUGCCGUGGCUACACUUUGUCCCCGUGGACCUCCGCUUCCACGCGCUGCACAGCACCCUCGCUUACUUCACGGGACUGCAGGGCAAGGGGCUGAUCAACGGGCGAGACGUCCCGAUGCAGUCGCGCGUCGAUAACGCCAAGUGGAUCGCGCAGGAGGGCAAGAAGUGGGCGGCCAAGGUUGCCCGCAAGGAGGACGCGGAGGUCUACCUGUUCCGGCUGCUUCUUGAGUGGGGCAGGGUGGUUAAUGACAAGCGGGACGAGAUGGCAUUCGAGUUGGGUGGGAAGGCUGCGAAGGCCAUGGGGAAGUAA